CUAUUGUCUCAGGACUCUCGGCUCAAUUUACAUGCUAUAGGCACUAUCCAGUAUCCAUGCAUUAAUAGUUUAAUACUUCGUAUUAUAGGAACAAUGUUUGUUAAUUUACAUUUAAAAUCAACAUAAUAUACAUUUAAGUUUUAACGGAUGCUAUAUCCCAAAAUAAUAAAACCAAAAGUUAACAUCUCAAAAUAUAACUGGUCCUGAUUUGGUUUCGAGUGUGACUGAAACUGAAUCCUUCUCCUCCUCACAAGAUACGUAAACAGAGGAGUGGACACAGGCCAUUGUUUGACCACCAACCUCCUCAAUUGACGGCCGUCCGUUUGAAUCCACCACCAAUAAGCAUUAUAAACAAGCCCCUUAAGUCCAAUUCAAAAACAAGCUCCUAGAUACAUUAAUAAGAAAUAAUCUGGGAGUUUGUGGUGGUAAAAUAAAUAAUACUAGUUCGAUCCCGGGCCGGCCACAACGAUGAAGAACCAAAAGGUUGUGCCCUGUUUGGUGCUGGUGGCGCUGGCAUGGGCGUGCAGCGGCGCGUGGGCAGAUGUGAUCACCGCCGACCAGCUAGCCUACCUUCAAUCGGAGGAGAACGUGUUCUCGAAUAAGAAAAUAAUUGACAUCAGUCACAAGUAUGUCGUCGGAAUGCCAUACUUCUAUGGCGGCCCUCAUGGGCUUCAGCCGUUCUUCAAAUCUGUGUCCAACAUGAAAACUGAUGAAAAAGCUUUUUCAAACUCCGCAACCUUCACCCUUUCCACCCACUCCGGCACCCAUUGCGACGCUCCCGGCCACUUCAACCAGACGCUAAUGGAUGAAGGAUAUGAUGUCGAUUCUCUUGAUCUACGCACUUUAAAUGGCCCAGUUUUGGUGGUUGACACUCCCCGGGACAAAAAUAUCACUGCCGAGGUUAUGAAAUCUUUGAAUAUACCAAGAGGAGUGAAGCGUGUGAUAUUCAAAACACUCAACACAGACCGGAAUCUAAUGAAUCAAUCUGCAUUUGAACCCUCUUACACCGGCUUCACCACGGACGGAGCCAAAUAUUUAGUCGAGAACACUGAUAUCAAACUUGUUGGCAUAGAUUACCUAUCCAUCGCUACUGGAGUAACAGAUGAACUUAAGGGGGUCCAUUUGACGUUCCUAAAUCAAAAGGAUAUAAUUCCAGUGGAGGAUUUAAAACUGGACGAAGUAGUUCCUGGAAUAUACACAAUUCACUGUCUACCACUGAGGUUGGUAACCUUAGAUGGAUCGCCCGCCAGAUGCAUCUUGAUCCAGUGAUCUAAUUCAUGCUCGUCUUCCACUACCCGACCCAAUUCAUUAUUUUAUUGGAAGAUUGAUUAUGUUAAGAUUGUUAUAUGAAUAUAUAACUAUUCUCAAUUGUACACAAUAUUUAUUCUAGAAAUGAACCUUCCUUAGUUCCUUUUUAUGCCAUGCAACCUUGAGCUCGACAUCCAUUGUGUUACUUUCUUUAUCUCUAAUAACUUCG
This is a messenger RNA of Cuscuta epithymum, 1477 nucleotides long. Lineage: Eukaryota; Viridiplantae; Streptophyta; Magnoliopsida; Solanales; Convolvulaceae. The record is from the annotation of a GenBank genome assembly.